UGUGUUCUGACUGUGGCACUGAGUGGCGAAAACGUGGAUCAGGAACCCUUAGCACCAAUAACUUGGCGAGCGUCGCGGCCGUGACCGGCCGGCGAGCCGCCCCCUUCCCCCGCCGGCCCAGCAUGAACUCGGACAACCCGCUCAACAUCGCCGCCGAGACCAUCCACCAGGACAUCCGCAUGGACUCGGAGGACGACGACGAUGACGACAUGCUGUCGUCGCCCGGCUCGUACGACGACGACGACGGCCUGAUGACGGCGGGCAUGACCACGGACGAGGUCACGGCCCAGCUGGCCGCCGCAGGGCCCGUGGGCGUGGCGGCCGCCGCCGCCAUCGCGUCGGCGAAGAAGCGCAAACGCCCGCACGCCUUCGAGACGAACCCAUCCAUCAGGAAGCGCCAGCAGACGCGCCUCAUCAGGAAAAUGAAGCAAACGAUCGACGAGUACACCACCCGCGUGGGGCAGCAGGCCGUCGUCAUGUUCGUCACGCCGGGAAAGCCCAACAACAGUUACAAGGUGUUCGGCGCCAAGCCUCUCGAGGAUGUGAUGCGCGCGCUGCGGGUGCCUGUGAUGCAGGAGCUGGAGGCGGCGCUGUCGCGGCACGCGCCGCCGCCCGUGCAGGACGACCCGUCGCGACACGAGCUGCCGCCGCUCGUCAUCGACGGCAUCCCCACGCCGGUGGAGAAGAUGACGCAGGCGCAGCUGCGCGCCUUCAUCCCGCUCAUGCUGAAGUAUUCGACAGGUAAGGGUAAACCCGGCUGGGGCAAGAGCGCCGCCCGACCCGACUGGUGGCCCAAAAACGUCCCCUGGGCCAAUGUCAGAAUGGACAACCGGUCGGAAGAAGAUAAAGCCAAAGUCUCCUGGACGCACGCGCUCCGCCAGAUCGUCAUCAACUGCUACCGCUACCACGGCCGCGACGACUUGUUGCCGGCCUUCUCCGACGACGACGAGAAGUCGCUGCCGGGCAGCGGCACAGGCGGCUCUGGCGGCGGCGGCGGUGGCGGCCAGACGGGCGGCGUCAUCCGCACGGCGCCGCCCAAACUCACGCACCACGGCCUGAACGUACCGUCCCAGUACUCGCACACGGUGGUGCAGACCAUCAGCAACCCGGACGGCACAGUCAGCAUCAUCCACGUGGACCCCAAUAACCCGGUCAUCACGCUGCCGGACGGCACGCAGGCGCACGUGCAGGGCGUCACCACGGCGGACGGCCUGGACGGCGACGGCACGCACACGAUGAACAUCGACCUGAGCUCGGUGACCGAGGCCACCAUCAACGCCGAGGGCCACCUGGUGUUGAACGGCGUCAGCGACGAAGGUGACCCGCUUGGGUCCGGCUCCGGUUUCUCCGCCGGCGGCAUGGUGACCAUCCCCAUCAGCUCGUCCAUGUACCACACGGUGGUGACCAACGUGCAGCACGUGCAGCACGUGCAGAGCGCCGACGGCCAGACGCUACAGGUCGUCCACCCGGUCGUUCACAUUCCAAAGAUGGAGUCGGACGAGGCGGCCGAGGCCGACGAGGCCGAGCCGGAGCAGAUCACCGUCGAGAUGAUCGGCGAGUCGGACGAUAUCGAUGACAUCAGCCAGGUGUCCUCGGAGUGUUCGCCGCACCAGGUGGAGGAGGUGUGCUCUCAGGACAUUAAGCCGAUCGUCUCGGCGGCGAGCGAUUGAGCGCUGGCCGCCCUAGUUCAUCGUUUGUUAAGCGCGCGGCUGCGGCGGCGGCGGG
Messenger RNA from Pollicipes pollicipes, 1725 nucleotides. RefSeq names its product DNA-binding protein Ewg (gene ewg). Lineage: Eukaryota; Metazoa; Arthropoda; Thecostraca; Pollicipedomorpha; Pollicipedidae. The record is from RefSeq and is a predicted model, not a curated record. Gene Ontology annotation, biological process: regulation of transcription by RNA polymerase II. Bases 123 to 1670 code for a protein of 515 amino acids. Gene Ontology annotation, molecular function: DNA-binding transcription factor activity. The transcript has 12 exons.